Molecule: messenger RNA, 23373 nt
Organism: Spirometra erinaceieuropaei
Lineage: Eukaryota; Metazoa; Platyhelminthes; Cestoda; Diphyllobothriidea; Diphyllobothriidae
Source: the annotation of a GenBank genome assembly
AUGGAGGUGCGUUUACUCAACAAACAUUUUACUUAUUCUGCUAAGUAGAUCCCGACUAAUUCCAACUACAAUAUGCAAUAUCUAAUAUAAAACAGGCUAAAGAAAUUUCAGCACUGAAUAAGGUUGGAAACAGUAUAGCGAUUUGGCCAUGCUUUUAUAAGCCAACAUUUCUAGCAAAUAAGUUUGUGUUUAAAAUGUUCUGAUAUCCGUACAGAGUUUUUGCUGGUAUGAGCUGCAAAGUUAGGUUGAUGUCCAUCCACUUAGCACACUCUUUUCAAAUAAGCUCCCCUUGUAAAGCGACCUCGCCCUCUUGCGAAACAGUUCGUUGGAGUUUUGCAAGUUUCAUUUCCUACGAAGUUUCCUGCUUGGAACUCGAAGGUUAUCUUCUCAAUAUGAUACCCAACGACCAAGGUCGUUUGAUUUUUAGCAAUAAUUCCACCGUCCAGUAGUUUUGUAGUCAAAAGUAGACUGCUCUCGGACCUGAAUUGCCUACAUGGUUUCUUUCCUCUAUAAACUACAUAACAGUUAAGUCCUUUCUGAUAAAACCGAAAAUAUGAGCCCAGAAAGCAGCUCAGACGUAGGCGCUAUCGCCAUUCCAACGAUCACGCCCAAUACUUUUUCAGUCGUUUCAUCACAAAAGCAGUUUUGUUUUAUUUGGUCAGUGUCGAGCCCAUGGCCAAAUUACUCUCAACAGGGUCUUAAGAAUGGAAUUUAAUUGUUUCGGGCAAUUUUAAAAUUUGAACAGGUCUAAAAAGAAUCUUUGAUUCAUUCUGGCAUUUCAAAUACUUAAUUUACUCUGUCUUUCAUUGCAUCGUCCGCUACAGUGCUCCGUGCUCCAAAUGAAGCACUGCAUCCGUGGUUUUAAGGUUCCUUUUCAAAAAUGUAGACAGCUCUUUCAUUUGCUAUCUCGUUAAGAGGAAGGUAGCUCAAACUACCUCAAAAAGAGCAAAGUGGCAGUUUAAAUAUUAGAGGAGGUUGAUGCCUCCCUUGUGGACGCAAAAUUGAGUUGGUCGGUAAUUUACUAAUUUUUCUACAAUGUGCUAAAAUGCUAUAAUGUUAUUAACGCUUAUUGUAGUCGCCCAGUUUCUAUGGGUUUGUGUGCAGUUGAAGUUCUUUGGUCUCGAAGUCCUCACUGUUAAGCACGGUUCCUAAAAAACAGUCGUAAAGUGCAAAAAUUGCAACCCGUUCACUCAAAAACACCGUUUGGUCUUUGUCGCUACUAUUACGCUAGAUAACGUAUGCAUAUCUACAUGUUUAGGUUCAUAAGGCAAAUCGUCUGUUUACCAGACACUUUCGUCGCGUACUCAUUACUGUUCCCGAUAUGGUUUUGUCGAAAAAUCGGACAAAUCGGGAUAUGAAACAAAAUACCUUUAAAGUAUAUUAAAAUAUUAAGUCUAGUUUUAUACCAAUAAAAAAGCUUAACCCGAUCACUGCAUGACUACUGAACGCAUCUGUUAUUUCAAUGCCUGGCCUGAACGACGUACGUGCUCCACUCACUACAGUACAGAUGAUUAGUAUGGAUUAGUACAUGGAAACCCGUGUAAAGUGAGGUCUGAUAGAUUGCCACAAGUAUGGCUUUUAUCAUUGGCGAUGAUAAAACAGGUUAAUAUCGGGAAGAGCUCCAUAGAUUAUAGUCAGCAGAAAACACAUUUAGUAGGCUCGGCCGUUCACAAAAUAUGCAAAUUGUUUUUAGGGAAUACCCCGGAAACUUGUUUGAUAUACAAUAAAACAGUAUCCGCAGAAACUAACACCACCUGUUUUUUUCUUCCACAGAAUAUAGUUAUAAAACCUGGAUCUUCAUCUUUAGCCAUUAUGCUUGAUGAUAGCAAAUAUAGCUACCUGCGAGUGUGGCUUUUCAAUUUAACAAACCCCAAUGAAGUGAGCAAUUCAGCUACCCCAAAACUAAGGGCAGUGGGUCCAUAUGUAUACCGGUGAGUAACCAUUACGAAUAACAUCAAACCAAUAUCUAUACAGGAUGACGAUAAAGAUUAGAAAAAUAUCUGUUAACCUUUUUAAGAAGCGCUGAUCUAAUGCAAAAUCUUUCUUAAUUCUUUUAAUACCUCAUGCUAAAAUUAAUAUCAGUGAUGGAGGAAAUGUCUGAAAAUCAAAAGAUUGUAUCAAUCCAUGUAGUGCUAUUCAUCGGUUGUCAGACUGAAGAAGUCUGAGACAGUCGGCUUUAGAUCUCGAUCGGGUAGUUUAAGAUGUCCACAAAAAUAUCUUCUCUGCUUACUCACUUAGUAGCAUGUACUAUUUUGUGCUUUGGUCGAAAGUUUUUGAGGAGUAUUCAGUAUUCUAGAAAUCACCAUGAGUUGUCUUUGUUGAUGCUUUAAUUAUACAAAAUGGAGCGAACAACAGUGGUUUAAAAGGGAGCAUUUAUAUGUGUUUUACGAUACAAAAAUCCUUUUAGAAAGUCCGAAGCAAAAUAAAAUAUACCACUGCGUCCAGUUUGCACAUUUCUGUCUAUCAGUAAGCAUGACACCAGCUCUAACAACGAACGUGGCUAUGAAGGGGGGGGGAGAAAGAGCAUGAAUUUCCGCGGGAAACCGCUUGCUUAUAUAUGCCGCCAGGCAUGCGAGGGGCGGAUACUUAUCACGUGCCUAUAAAAGUAAAAUUGGAGCAGAUUUUAAAAAUGACGAAAAAUGAUUUAACGCUGAAAUGGCGUGAAAAUGUUUCAGUUUAUGCUGUCGGGCCACAGAGAGCAGUUUUAUUCAUCGAUCCUUUACGUAUUUUAGAGAAGAGAUGUGCAAAUUACGGUUUUUCGAAAACUGACUGCUGAUAAGGCACUGUGCAUUCCCCACACAUAGGUGGUUAAAGUGGGCUCAACUAUUAUAUGCUAGCACCGUAAUCUUUAGUAUAACAUUACCCCAAAAGCUGCAUUGUAUGUUAAGCAAAACGUUCCAUCCUAAAGACUGACUAAAUUACCGUUUACUGUUAACAGGGGAUUUAGAGAAGGCUACAGAUAGAGGAGACAGUGAAGAUAACUUGAGCAGUCAUCUAACUUUGAUGAAAUAAUUUGGUAAAAUACUUAAGAGAACAUUGCAGAAUCAACCUGAACACUUUGUGUACUGAAAUGAUACGCGUUUAUUAUGUUCAAAGGAUUUAUCCGGUUCAUGAAAUAGGCAUUAUCCUGCAAUUACUGAUGUUCUCCUAUAGUUCUCACUUUAACAUUUCGGUGCAUUUUAUUGUUGGGCUGUGCAGCGUCCCUUCUCCUGUCCAAAAUUUGGUUUUGUAAAUGGGUUUUUUUACUGUUUCGUGCGAGUCUAGAGAUUGAAUACAUUGACGUGUGAUUGACAGCCUUUCUGACCCCCUGUAAAGCCCAUUGUGACUAUACUUAUGGGACAAGCACGGGCAGUUCUCCAUAGAAGAUGGAACGGCAAAAAGUGGGUCAUAGAAAUGAGCGCAUACAACUCAUCAGUAUGUCGAACCGCAUCUGAUGCUCACCCCUGAAUUAGGUCAAAUGUCGGACCCAGUGGCGAUCCCAUCAGUUUAAGCCAUGUGCAGGGGCGCUAGCGGCUCACCAAGUGGGUUAACAUGUGGGGUCGUGGGAAGUAUUCGUUUUUGGCAGUAUAAUUUCGGCAACAGCAUGCAAAUGUAUGCCAAGAUAAAACCCCAUAUGGUACGAUUCGCAGUCUACUGACAGUUAAGUGGGGUCUUUCUCCACACCUUUUCAAAAACUAUUGAUUACAUUGCAACUUACGGGAGCCGUCUUUUGUCCAGAACAUACUAUUGAAAUCAUUGAUCCUGUGUCAGGAAAGGCCUUACACUAAUAAAAAGACGGAGUUGAAAGAAGAGCAUGUCCUUAAGUUGAACUUGUAUUAAAUUAACUUUACAUCAUAACUGAAUUGUCUCACAACCGAGAAGUCCUAGUGCCGUACUGCUAGAUAAACUGACAUCCAGGUUGACUUGUUCAGCUUUAGGGAAUAGUCGCUUUGAGAUUUAAUGAGCAAGUCAUUCGCUUUUGAAAUGGGUGUUUGCCUUAAGGUAUUUUGUUUGAGUUCCGGAAAGAUGCAACGUGGGAACUUCACUGAGCUCGACGGUCAGUGUCUCAGGUCAAUUUGAUAAUUCAAGUGCACCCAUCAAGCGAACUUAUCUGAUCGCUAUGUCGACGACAUUUUCGGCAUUGUCAAAACAUCUGGCAUCAGGCACCUUAAAGGAUUACUGAAAACGCUUGACUCAGAUAUCCAAUUCAAAACUGAAGCCGAAAUAAACGCCAAACUCCCUUCACACAAAAGGCAGGACUGGCCUAUACGGCCCCCUUGACAGGAAAUGAGAAUGUGAACAGCCUGCGAUGCGGGUGGCUUUGAGCCAACUUCCGGCGAAAUUGAGGUUAGGUUUAAGGUUAGGAUCAGGGCCGACUUAAGGAGUAGGUUCAAGGCCAGAUUUAAAGUCAAUGUUAAGGCAAUUCAGGAUCAAGGUUAGAGUUAGGGAAAGGGCCAGUGUUACCUGCAAAACAAAGGUUUGAGUGAGGGUAAGGGUCAAGAUUAGAGCAGCAGUUUAGUUUUAUAUUAGGGUUAUUGUUGGGGUUAGGACACGGGAAUAGUUUACCCUUUCCGGAGUUAUGCGCAAGCCCACCUUACUUGGCGGGGCGUUCUUAUUCCCAUGUCCUGUUUAGUGGGCAAUAUAAGUCAUUCAUACCACUCAUCGUACCUGUGCGCCGUCGUCCAGCUCAGCAGCUGCAAACUAUGUACUCCGGCGAUGCUUUAGUUAUUGCGAAAAUAUCUAACAUUCAGCACCUUAAAGAAAUACCGAAAACCGUUGACCCGAAUGUCCAAUUUACGAUUGAAGCUGAACUAUGCUACUAACCCCCCCCCCCUCCUCAACGUUCUUAUUCACCGGUGUGCAAUUUGGGCAACUGCAAAAGUCAAAACAUUAGGUAAAUACUACAGUUUGUCAGCAAUCACCCACUGCCUCAAAAAUGCAGCUGUGUCGGCAGCCUGUUCCGAAGAGUGAAAACACGUUGCAGAACGCAAGCCAACCAAAGAACCAGACUGCUAUACCCUUACAGUCUCUCUAGAGCCCAGUCAUUUUAUCAAUUAAAACAGACGCAGGGCGAACAGACGGCGGUCAAUGGAGCAGCAACCCGAGGUUUGGAGGACCAUUUCCUACGUUGAGAGAGUCCCAGAGUUGGUGUCUCGAUCGUUACAAUUCGCCACAGUAGACUUAGAUCAUCGACUGCAGGCGAAUAUUCGCCACCAUCUGAUGCAACCCAGAGAUAAAUAGCCACUCACCGAAACCUUGGCAUUUGUCUGCAAAAUAAGUUGCGGUAUAUCCUUUUCCGAAAUUUACAAAGGAAAAGUGUUUAUCUCCUUGUAUGCUUCCUGGGAUAUCUCAUUCACUCCGAAAGCGAUGUUUUGACUUAGGUUCCCUUUUGGGCAAGCAUUCAAACAGUAACUGAGGAGGAGAAAAUUACUUCCUUCUUACUUGUUAUAAUUUAUCAUCGUUAUCGCAUGCAUAAACAUAACUUAACUCAACUUCAUCCUAGAAAGUACUCCUUUUACGAUGACCAAAAAUGGUCUGCUGACGGGAAAUACACUACGUUCACAUACACCGAAAAAAAUAAAUUUGUCUUUGACCCGGAGAUGUCCGUGGGUGACCCGCAAAAGGACAUCAUCAUAGCAGCAAAAAUGCCAGAUUUUGUAAGUAAACUACGUCAAGUUUCCUCUUCUGACUUAGUUAUAUGCCACUUUACUACUUUUUGAACUGAGCUUAAUUUUUGACAACCAUUAUUUAAUAACUGGCCUGUCUUGUCAAAGAGUAUCGUGCUGAUACCAUCACCACGAACUAGAGGCGUAUCAACUGGACACAAGGACAGCUAGACGGUGGAUAAUGUCAACAGCGACUCUUUGUUCUUUGGAAUGAAUAUGGACACUUAUGACCGACUGGUUAAGUGAAGGUUAACAACGCGGUUGGGCACAGGAAUACGGACCCUUCGUAUCGCAAAUGACCCUACCUUAAAUUCCGGGGAUUAGGACUUAACGUUGAUGUUUUGGUUAAUUGGGUUAGAGUUAGGGCAGUGGUAGGUGUUAGGGCUUAUGCUUAGGGUUGAAGGUAGGGUUAUGGACUAAUUGUGCGGAGGUCAAAGAAGUGAGGUCAACUUUAACUACACGCAAUAAGUUUGCUCCGUCUACUGUCAGAAGUCAAGGAGCUGUGAGAAUCAGUUUAUGUUGUACACAGGGCAGGUAGCUGUGAGUUAACUACUUGCUUGUGUCGGAGCAAGCGUCCUUUUGAGAGGGCGCAAGCCGUGUUGUGUUGUCCACACGACUGUCAAAUGGCCGUGAUAGCAUGAGGGAGUGUCUAGCCGAGUGUUGGACAUGUAAUUGGUUGGUUUGGGGUCAGAGUCGGGGGGGACAUGAUGAUAAAGGCAAGCAGGUAACCAGCCGGGCUCUCCGACGCGCCUGUGAUCAGCCGUGAGUCAUCACACCUGAGUCCCAACUCAGGCCUGAGGGACGGCCGUGCGUCAGCGGUGUGUCUGUAGGUCUAGCGUGGUUGUCGCGGUCAUCGACUGACAAAGAGGCGCCGUGAGCGGGGGCACUGGGGCGGCUGCUCCAAGUGUUGGGGUUGUGCGGUUUGGUGUUAGGGCUGUCGCUAAAAGGAUUAGGUCAAGAGUUAAAUUUAGGAUACAACAUUUGGAACUCCCUGGAUUUAGCUCGAGGUCAUUUUGAGUACUGGGCAUCCUGCGUCCGACCAAAAACGCUUCAAGAGGGAUUCCUAUUGCUCAAGAAGACGAGUUUAUCGGGACAUCUCAUUUUCAGCCAAGUUGUGUCAACUCACUUCACUUCUCUGCAGGAAAGCCCGUGCCAGUAUAACCGUUUUUAUUCAUAGAUAGUUUUAAAUAUGCAGACUAGAAACAAAUAGACUCUGGUUGAACGCCUUACAGGUGUAUGGGGGAGUAAAUACCUAGAAGUGACUUUAAGACCACCAACAUACGCAGAUAUAUGGAAAACACAAGCCAAACAUCAGGUUUCUAAAUUAGGCUACUGCCACUGUAAUGCAAGUCAAAUCAUUGAGCAAAUAAAAAGACAUACUUGUUUUGCCCGAAAAUCAUCUUAGCCACCGCUUUUGUAGUUUCUCAUGUUGUGUACUAUUUAUGUCAGACCUCGACUUUUAAUUCCUGAAAAUCGAAAACAGCUAUUUAUAUCGAAGUAGCCUAAUCAAUUGGAAAAUACUUUUGAUUAUUGAUCUUUGGAACUUCAUGGAAAUCACAAUUAAAACGCACAGUACCACCACUAAAAGUAAGAGCACAGGGUUCAGCAAACUUGCAAAGCAAGCUAAAAGUGCUAGCGCGUGCUUGUGAUAUUGAACUUUAGCCAACAUUCUCUCUUCUGCAUAAAUUCAUGGGUUUUCAUGCUCUCUUAGCGGGUGAAACUUGAUUUUAAUACAGACUAUUCCACGAGAGCUUGGCUAGUGGAAAAUUAGCUUAGCUUUAGGACCUUAUAUAGGCCGCGUAAAUUGUUAGGACUCUUUAGACUGAUUAUAGAGAAUACAGGGUUAGAAAUUUGCUAAGAGUUACAAGCCCUAUUUUUUCCCCAAUCUGGGAGCCGAACAUUUUUGUCAUGUUUAACAUAUUUUGCACUUUUUCAAAGACAAUGGUCGCACUCGGAAGAGACCUUUUGCGUUUCUCGAAAGUGAGGAAGAUAAUGAAGCAUUUUGUCCAACCCUUCAUCAAAACGACAGCCCACCAAUACAUUUGGGGAUACGAAGACAAAUUGCUUAAGGUUUGCAACCGCCUGACCGGAAAUAUAUGCACGUCUACAAAUGUGGGUCUACUUAUUUCGGUAGGUUGAUAAUUUGAAAUGAUGGAUUGUCUCUAUUGCCAAAGUACGGUUUGGCAGAGACUGGCAUAAAUGGCUAAAUGUCCUUGUGGACGUUAAACUGUGAUAAGAGAUAUGUGUCGGAGAAUAUUGAGCGGACAACAGAAUUAGUAAUAAAAGGGGCUACGGCAGGGGAAAGUUCAUCUUUUAAUUUCGAGAUUUUUAUCAGGAUUACGCUCGUUAGUUCUCCCUCCAGUAUUUUAUUAAAAAUUGAAGAAUUACAAAUGCUUAGAUCCUAACAUGACAUCAGCCUCCUCUUACGUGGAUAAUACAAGUUCGCAUUGUGUCUCAACCGUCUUUUAAAAAGGACAAUUGAAGCAUUUAAGUUGCAUUUCAAACUACAACCCUUUGAAGUGUUCAAACAUGAUGGAGGACUCUUGAUGAAGGCUAGACGGUUGAGUAAAUCAUUCAGGCAUCAGCAAUUCACCAGGGAGCAAUGUGGUCGUUUGUCUAAGAUACGAGUUCUUUUACUGUUAAGUGAUUUUUAUUUUUACUGUUCAAAACUACACUAUUCUCUGAUAUUAUUUCAAAGAAAAAUUCUCACAAAAAUUAUCUUUCCUGUCUUCCGACAUACUAUCAUUUUAGAAAAACAAUUCUAUUUCUGAUCCAAUAACAAUUCUAACCGGUACUGACGACGCCUCGCGGCUAGGACACAUCUUAUCCAUCAACAAUCAAAGGUGAAUUUGCAAUGUGAAAAAUCCAGUAAAUGACUUAACCGAUGAAGAGUUCGCCUUCCUAUUUGUAUACUUUCCUGGGGAGAUCGGUUAGAAAAAAGCUUCGUAUUCUAAAAGUUUACAUGAAACCAAUUUUUUUGUUUAUGCACGCAACUGGAAUGCAAAACAACCCCUCUGGUACAUUAAACCCACUUGCAAUGACGUAGAUGAGACUGCGGCAGACAGUUCCCUUUUUCUGACAAAAAUCCGGUGCUGUGAUGAGCAUCCGCGGGAUGGAUUCCAUAUUUUUGUCUUUGGAAGUUUCCUUUGCCGACUCCUGUAUGUCCCUUACUGACACAGGUCUCAGCACUGCGUCUGUAUGAAAUAAAAAAGAAUACGACCAGGCGCGAUUUUAAUACUGUCAGUAUGGAAAACAGUCCGACGUGAGACCAUAGAUAUUGCGACGCCGCCAACCACAAGGUAUUCCUUUUGAAGGUCGGUUUUUUAGACUUUGGAAGCCAUCACCCGCAUUCGCACUGACCUUUAUUGUCGCCCCGAGGGAGCAAGUCCCUUGCAUACUCUCCCCAUCUGCCUGGGCAGUGGUUGCUGCGUCAGUGAUGACUGUCACGCUUUUGUCAGAUCUAGUAGGUCAUGUGCACAUGCGGGUCCGGCUUGGCUUCUCCCUUUUGUGGGUUCACGUAUGGUAUGAGUUUGCGUCUGCUCUUUCGUUCAUUCAGACGGGUCCGGAAGGCUUUUUGGGCUGCGGAGGGGAGGAGGGAGCCAUCCGACGGCUGAUGCAAGUAUAGCGACAGCCUAAGCCAUAGGUUGAGACCCCAGCCAUUACGACCAUCAAGCCCAGUUCCGAAGAGGAAGCGGAGAAGUGGAACCCCAAUUGGAAGGAUGAUGUAUUCUGUACAGAACUAUUGGGGGGGAGGCUGCUAAGAGUUGACAGUCGGAGGAGGACGCGUCGGACGCCACCAGCAUGAGACUGUGGGACAGUCAUCCGACAGUUCGACCAUCGAUUUCGGCGAUGCCCACCGUGUGCUCCAGAGCAAUGUGAGAGCAGGAACGGUGACUUGUGCGGGAAUCAGCUUUUAGUGAUAGCGGGCUUGCGCAGCAUCUAGCACGCCCUAUCCUCCCCACUCCCCACCUGGAUCCGGUGUCAAGACAGAGUCAAGAAGACCGGAGCCUGGGGAGGGCGCAGGUGGAUGGCACGGUGGAGGCCAUACCCCCUGGUCCACACAACAAAUGACCAGGUUUUUGAUCAACAAAAACAACAAAGGGGGAGGGCAGGGGUCCCAGUGUUCACGACGACUGUCGACAACCGGCUCCGCCACUGCAUCCAGAAAUGUUGGUAUCUUUUAUGGUGUGCAAUCCGAUAACGCCUGCCAGAAUCCAAUAUGGCCCCCGUGUUGGUCCAGCGCAUCUAAUACGUGGCCCGUUUGGGGAAAAGUCAUCCGGCGCCUUCAAAGAGGUCAUGUCUGGACCAGCCUCCAAAAGGAUUGACCACUCUGGACAGCCGGCGUUGGCCGAGAACCAGACUGAAAUCAGGGCUCACGUACCAGUAGUCACGAGAGCCCAACGUUGCAACAUGCGCCCGGAUUUGGACCGGUACAAAGGCUGUCCAGCUCAGGUGUUUCUCCAGCCUUGCGGUCAUUCCUGUCACCUAUAACUUCGACGCUCUGAAAGACGAGCGCAUGUCCAGACACUGGCCAGCUUUAUGCCGUGAGAGACAGCGCAUUCAUUCUGCUCGAUAUUUUAAAUGGUUUGUAGUCAUUUGUGUAUCCGUUCUAUGUUGUCACCUACGAAGGAGUCAAACUUGAUCUUAUAGACGUCAUCCAUAGUUUUAACUCGUGGCAGGGUGGCCUUUGGUAUGUUUGUUGUGCAGGCAAAUAUCACUUUAUUGGAGCGAUUUUUAAGCUUCAGUGGCAAGUUUCACAAUCUUUUCUGCAAAGUUUUUCUCCUUCAGCAAUAUUCCUCAGGAAAAAUUAUUUUUUUAUACAGACUGUGUGUAAUACUUGUAAUUUUUAUUUUGCCAGCUUGCUGGACCUAUGGGCAGGACACUAUGCAAACAUGAUAAAUGGAACAAGUAAGAUUGUGAUUGGUUUCCUGUGAGAUUGUCAAAAGUCUUCUAUAUUAGGAACUGCUACCUUUGGUGUUCCACUUUCGACGCAAAUAGACCCGCAUCAAAUGACCUUGUCCUAGCUCUGCCAGAACAUUUAGCGCCACAGGCCAGUCAUUUAUUGAUUGACAACUAAUGAAUGUCCCUGUAACACAUGUAUUCCCGUUUGCAUACUAAGUUGGUAGUUUCUGGUCUAUCAGUGGUCAUCAGUUGAUGUCAGCACUUAGUACUCGAGCAACUCUGUCGCCGCUGUCACGCGAGUGCCUUUGUGGACUAUAGACCCCAACUCUGACGGAAAGCAGAACUGUAAGUUUGCAACUUAACAUCAGGAUCAACCAGGGAAUGUCAGGUCAACGCGACAUUUACCAGUGGAUUUAUGUUAGUGAGUCUCACUUUCAACCUCUUUCCCGUCCAGGUGGACCAGACUCAUCUUCGUGUCCUCGUCAUUAAGCGAAAUCCAACAAAUCGAAUUUAACUUUGUCCAAAACACAACCUCAAUAUGGAAUGUUUGUUUGCAAGUUGUUCAGCAACACCUCUUACUGCGCAUUUUUGAUUUCCAAAUCUAUUUGCAGCUGGUGCAUUUACGCCGCCGGACGUCGAAAUUGGUUCCUCACGCUUCAUGUACGCCACUUCGGUUUGCCGAUCUUUCAACUUUACGGCACGCAGGAAGGUGAGAGCGAAAAACUUCCCGGACAUGGAGGCAAGUUGAAAUUUUCGAUCGUGUGUUGCCAGACGAAAAUAUAAAAUCUGUUCGGUCGGUAGAAGGGUCUAAGCAGCAACAGAUACUUAGGGUACUGAAUAAGAAACAUUAAUUUUUUGCUUGUGAGUGUUCACAUUGAGUAUAACAGCCGAACUUCAAAGGAACCGAACCUGAGAGAUGGAAUCUUGAGCGCACAGAGUGAAGGGUAAGGAGGUCGAGAAAACAGUGGUACAAUGCGAUGUGAGAAAGAACAGUGGGAAAUACGAGUGAAGUUCUCAGAAAGUCAGCUAGAAAGCCGCAUUUGUCAAACAUAACUAGACUAAAGGCCUUCUUUUCCUGUUUGUAUAGUGUAUUUACUUCAUUUUUGAUCCGGACGCAGAGAUCUAAUGCCUAGUAAGUAUUACGUUCAUGGACAACGGUCUUCUUGGUGCGUAUUUAGCAAUCCUAUCAAUUGCAUCAUCCGAUGUUUCGGUUAGGCUUACGGUUAGAUUCAAGUUCUCACUACAUUCACUGGUAAUUCCAACCUAUUAAAAUCCUUAUUCCAGUAGAAAGCAGUCUCUUAUCAUUUGUCGUGGGCAGGACUUGACAGUUUCCCUUCGGCGAGAUUUAACCCGUCAUGAGUGGGCUUUGAAUACCCGAACUCCCGAGUGCAGGUCUGAAAGGAGAGCCCACGGGGCGAUUCAUCGGGAAACGGGAAGCGAAACGAUCUUCAACGAACACUAGCUGUGAAAUGAACAGACUUUGUGCCCGAGGCCCAAGCGCGUAACGGUAAGGCCGUCAUCUAUAAGGUGGUCGCAGGCCAUAGCGUUAGUACGACAUGUUUAAUGUCUAAUUGUCGAGUGCUGAUCGCCCUCCCGACAACAGUAACGUCCACCUAGAUUACCGCCCGCAUAGAAGUGUCUGUCUGCAAAUUGCUACAAGGAGUGUCACUAGAUGACACAGACCUCCCUGUCAUCAGUCCUGAUGAGAGACAUGAUAGAGGCACUCACUUAUCCUGCUAGAUGUUUGCCUGAUUCCAACCCACCGUCAGCUAGCCGAUUCAGACCUGAUUAAUAUUGCUUCCUUUGGUUCAGCUGCUUGACUGAUAUGAUUCGAUUAUGUGUUGUGCCCAUCUGAAGACGAAUUUGAUCAAACAUCACCUCGUUAAAAUAAGGUCUUUGCUGGCAGCGGUGUAACUGCGGGUGGAUCUGACGAAAGCUUAUCUUUAACGCCUUUCUGACCACGUGCAUUUUCGGUCUGAAGAACUAACUUAUCAACUGGCCCAGUAACUUUCGGCAGUGUGCUUCCAAGAAAUCGCGACGUAGGACGAUCAUUUGUGCAGCGCAGAUCCAAACUAUGGAGUUGAGUAGAUCAUAUAUGAUUGCUGAUGUCACAAGUACAAGUGGCGUCUGACUGGGCAUGCAUCGGAACCGAGGAAAUGUCCAUUAAUUUACAUGUUGUUAUGAAUCGCCUUCUUCGCGUAUUUUGUUGCACAUUAUGACUAAAUAUGACUUCCAUUGAGCGGCGUCAAAUUUCAAAAAACCGAACCAUUCUUCUUUGGGCAAAGAUUUCUUAGAAGUUAGCUCAAAAAAUCCCUCUUUCGACAACUGCACCUUCUCAGCGGACGAAUUUCGUUAUUAUAUGGUGUUCGCCUGUUUAACCUGGCCCAAAUAAAGGUCAAGUAAACAAGUCUAACACAGUUUCCAGGGUUUGCUAUGUCAGUUUGACUUGUCAACAGCCCAUUGUUUCCUGUAAACCACGUUUACUUAAAAUUCAGACAAUCCGCCAUUACCUAGAUGUCCACACUUGAGUUUUUGAACAGAAGAUGUUUCACUUUCGUACAACUGAUUAUCCUCCUCUAAACAUCCGCCUUUAUCCUAGCUCUACGAACUUGGCCCAACACCCGAAACUUUUCACAGUGCUCAAGACCAUCCAGAAAAUGCCGAUUUUGGCGUAAACGAAACUCUUGGACCAAAGAAUCCUCCAGGCGGGGUUUUUGACCUCUCCAAUUGUCUUUUCAAGAAGAAACGCAGGGCUCCAAUUUUCUUCUCCCUGCCUUACUUCCAUAAGGCCGCUGUGGAAGUCCAGAACAAAGUUAAAUUUGUUGGUGAAGAACAGAAAGAUCUCGAAUUCACUUUCAAUAUUGAACCGGUAGGUCUCCUAGUAAAAUGAAUUGUGAUAAAUUCUCUAAUUUGAGGCAGAUAUGAAAAUAUAGGCUCUGCUUUUUGAGAAGAAAGCUAAGCGCAAUAUGCCCCCACUAUAAUGAGUACUUUUUGAAAGGGUAAAAUUGACUGGUAUAUAAUAACCAGCAGCCUACACCAGUCAUGCAUGGAGCAAAGUUAGAGAAAAUUUGCCUCUUUUUGCUGAUAAAGAGGGUAAUAGCUCUUUUCGUUAAAUAGAAAUCCGGCAUUAUCUUGGAGGGCUACAAACAAUUUCAGCUGAAUCUGUUUGCCUGGGGGCAUCGAGAAAACAGGUAAGUAUUUAUUUCUGACUGAAAGUAACAGCUGAAACUUGAGUUCAAAUCCUCCAACUGCAUUCAGCAGUUGUCAGUGUUGAACUAAACAAACAGUUUUGGAAGAUGAAGAUGCGAUCACUGGGACAAGAGGUUUAUUUGCCUGACGUUUCGGAUUCUCACUCGAAUCCGGCCUCAGAGACAUUCGCAGAUAGAGGUGAAGGUGACACCAGGAGUGCAGUAUUUAUAGCACGUGGCUGCCGUGGGACCGUAUGCGCACUGCAAUUAACAGUUCUCACAAUCGCCGCUGGGGUCGUAAUUGAUGCGGCGGUGGCUUGGCGGUCCGAGUCCGAGUUGUUAAUGGCCGCGAUUUCGUCAUCCGUGCUCGAUGCUGGUGUGACGAUUGCUCGGCAAACUGGCUCACUGUCACCGUGAUAAUUGCUCACCCGCGCCCUCCCCACGUGACUGAUUCUCCUGUCCAUUGAAAAUCACAAUACGGAAUAGGGCACCGGGAGGUCAUUGUGUUUGUUGAUGGAUUGCGGGCCUGAGAACCAUGACUCGAGCAGCUCGCGGCUCACGCGGUUGUCACCCCUUGCGAGGAUUUCGGCCUCUUGAAAGUUCAAAAUAUGGCCGGGUCCCGUCGAGUGUGCCGCCACCUGAGAGGUAGCGUCUCCCCGCCUCACUGCUGCUGCGUGCUCGGCAAGUCGCGUACGGAGUAAUCUCCCAGUUUCUCCGACAUAAUUGCUUUGUCCGCAACUACACCAGAUCCGGUAAACGACUCCAGACGUUUCCUGCCGUGGCAGCGGGUCUUUUUGGCCUCAUUAAUUGGCGCCUAAUGGUUGCUUCCGGCCUGUGUGCAACCCCAACUCCAAGUGGAGUGAGAAGACGACUGACGGCUUCCGAGACGUUCUUCAUGCACGGAAGAGCCCGCCAAAAUUUGGGGCUAGUUGGAUUUGGUCUCUGGUGUCCUUUUCGUAUGCACUGGUUGACAAAGUUGCGCGGGUAGCCAUUGGCUCUCAUUACCCGUCGAAGAUAUUGUAAUUCAGCAACCUUGUCUUCCAUUUCACUGCAGUGCGUCUCAACACGCCGGUAUAGCGCCCUUACGCAACUGCGUUUGUGACUGAUCGGGUGGUUGCUAUUGAAGUUCAGUAUUUGCGUCGUAUUUGUCGCUUUCCUGAACACUUUGGUUUUUAGGCCACCACAAUCUUUGCGGCAAACGAGGACAUCCAGGAAGGCCAGCUGAUUGUUUUCCUCCUCCUCCAUCGUAAAUUGAAUGUCCCGGAAGACGGCGUUGAGUUGUUCUUUGAAAGUCAGCACCUGAUCCCGUUCGAUGACGACGAAGGUGUCAUCCACAUACCCAGCCCAGAAUUUCGGUCUGUGGUGUCGGAAAAGCAGCAACUCCAGCCGUUGAAGGACCGCCUCGGCUAUGAGUCCCGAAAUCGGCGAACCCAUUGGCGUUCCCUUCACCUGCUCGUAGAUUGUUCCGUCGAAUGUAAAGUACGUCUUGAGACAGAACUUCAGGAGCUGGAUGAUUUGGGCGUGUCCGAGGCGAUUCUCCGUUUCGUCGGUCUUCUCUCGUAGGCGUAGUUCGAUUGUCUCGACUGCCAGGUCCUGCGGGAUAGAAGUAAAAAGGGACGUUUUGGUAUAAUUUUUAUUAGUGCACUCUUAAUAAACCCUAGAUGUAGUCAUUUUAAGCAACAAAAUGGUUUGAUCUAGUCAUGAUUACUAGACGGUUCGAAACUGAAGCCUCCUGGUUCGAUUUCCCAGGAUUUCCCAGUGUACUUUGAAGCUUAUGCACGACCAGUGAGGAGUAGACUUCUGUCCUGUUACACCUCGUGAUAGUUGUCAUGAGUUUUCUGAACCAAACAGCUUGCACUCCUUUGAUGCUGCAAGUUUCUUUUGAGAAAUAUCAUACAAAAUCUACUGUGGGUCCACCCAAACUUCGAGGUAAAUGUGCACGUAGGCAGAUGCUAUCAGUGUGAAGUUAGAGACAUCAGUAUCUCACGUAACGGAAGCGGAUGUAGGUGUUAUAGUUAUAAUUGCCCCUUGCAUCAUUCGCAGAUUUUUAUGGGGAGGACUUGGGCGUGACUUCGGGGGGUCGGGCCCGAAAUUGUAAUAAGGACUUGAGUCGUAAACAACCAACUUCUUGUGGGGUAACCGAGUAGUGUCCAUCAUGUACUACCGAUAAAGUCUGCGAAACUACUGGUUCGUCACUUAUGUCUGGAGUCCAUACAUCAAAAGCCACAUAUCAUAGGCCGCCGAAUGGGGAAACCAUGAGUAUACAUACAGUAAGUGACCGUUCUCCUGAAAUGUUGGCGGAAAUUCUGAAAUGCGUCUUCGAUCACGAAGGAUUACUUAGGCGCAGUUGCGACACUGCUUAUCUUGCGACAUAAUCCUAUAACAUUUCAGACUCUGCAGGAUGCCAGCUGUUCAAUAAAUUGCUUUUCAAUCUCCUGUGGAUACCGUACUUGGUCGAAAAUGGCUACUUAAUUAGCCUGCAUUUUUCCCAUUGGUUUUCGAUGGUCUUGCAAAUUCAAAUAUGUUUCAUAGAAACCACGAACAAAAACGUGCUUUCUUUUAGUCAUUUGAUAGAGCAUCGCGUCAUCGUUAUACUUUAUACUUGAAGAAGGAGUAUAAUUAGGUUUUAAGUAAACUUUCUAAUUCCAGGAUAAUUCAGAGCCUGGUAAGUAGUUGCAUUAACACUUAUGGAUUCCAUUCUGCAAGGUGCAUGCGUUCGGCGUAAAAAAAUCAGAUAUUCUUCUAUCCGUUUAACAAAAUACUAUGUAGCGUCCAUAAAAUUUUGCACUGGAUGCGGAUCAUGUUGUACAUUUCAUCAGGAGCAGUGGGAUAGGGACAGCUACGAUGCUGUAUGAAUGGACAUUACACGUUCCUAAAAAAUCUCAUAAUUGGAAAGUUUAUUUAAAUCCUAAUUCUACUCCUUCUUCGAGUAUAAAGUAUAACGAUGACGCGAUACUCUAUCAAAGGACUAAAGGGAAGCAUGUUUUUGUUCAUGGUUUCUAUGAAAUAUAUUUGAAUCUGCAAGACCAUCGAAAAUCAUUGGAAAAAUUCAGGCUAAUUAAGUAGCCAUUUUUGACCAAGUACGGUAUCUACAGGAGAUUAAGAAGCAGUGUAUUCAAAAUCUGACAUCUUGCCGAGUCGAAAAUAUUUUAGGAUUAUGUCGCAAGAUAAGCAGUGUCACAACUGCGCCUAAGUAAACCUUCUUGAUCGAAAACGCCUUUCAGAAUUUUAGCCAACAUUUCAUGAGACUGCAUAUAUGUAUCAGACCAAUAAUUUCAGAAAGUAUUCAGUGCAGGACAUGGAGUUUAGUCUCCGGGACAGUGUUUUUUGGGUCAGACCCGUUUCUCAUAUACAUAUAUAUAUGCAGAAUGAUAUUACCGACAAAGACAAGGGAGACUGGAAUGGCCAUUUCUGGCUUAUUGGCCGUCGUCAGCCAGCCAUACCCAAGCCCGAAGUGUGGAACACCCGAGCCUCGAACUCGCAACCUGUUGGUUUAGAAGUCAACGCCUCUACUCACCGGGCCACGAGCCCGUUGCCCUGUCGGUUUUCGAUCGGGAAUAUAUAUAUAUAUAUGACGGAUAUAUAUUACGAUAUAGAUAUUAUGACAAUGGGCGCCCACCGAUCAGGUUACGCAACAUGCUCGUUCCUUUGUGCCUUGGGGCUCAUACUAGAACCCUCUUAGACAGUCGCAUAGAGACUAGUAGUAGACUUAGAUGAGAUGGUGCCGACAAAGACAAGGGAGACCGGAAUGGCCUUUUCUGUCUUAUUAGCCGUCGUCAGCCAGUCAUACCCAACCCCAAGUGUGGAUCCCUUGGGAUUCGAACCCGGGAUCUUUGGUCAUGGAGUUUGACACUCUACCAUUGAGCCACGGGCCCGUUGUCCUGUCGGUUGUGAUCGGGAAUAUCAAUUAUGACAGUGGGCGCUCACCGAUCAGGUUAGGGAACAUGCUCGUUCCGUUGUGCCUUUGAGGCUCAUACUAGACUGUCUGCGAGGGUUCUAGUAUGAGCCCCAAGGCACAACGGGACGAGCAUGUUCCGUAACCUGAUCGGCGAGCGCCCACUAUCAUAACUGAUAUUCCCGAUCACAACCGACAGGACAACGAGUCCAUGACAUUCCAAGAAAUGUAAUACGAAAUAGGUGAGAUUCUUUGGGAAAGAAAUAACGUUCUUUACACACAUUCUCAGGACUUUUUCCCCAGCUCGUCGUUAUAGGUCACGUGUAAAACAUUUAGCUGUUCAAUCCCAUUGAACGAAUGAUUCUGUGGUUAGCCGAAACCUGUGCCAGUGCGCGUCAAUUGUACUUCGUAAUCCCUUCCGUAUUGGUUGCGCUCGCUUCCAUUUGUCCUUAAGAAAUUUGUACAUGGCAUCUGAAUCGAGAUUCCAAUUGGUGCAUGUCUCAUGUGAGUGUACUGCUUCCAGGAGUUUGCCGCCUUUCCUUCGGGGGCAGACGCCAACAACGCGAAUUUUCACCCGUGCAAAUUUGUUUCCAGUGUCCAAUGUGCGCAUAGUCGCCUGGGGUAGGUGAUCUCGUCUCAUCACCACUAACUGGUGUUCAUGUAUACGAGUAAGGACAGAUUUCCCAGUCUGGCCCAAUGAUAGAGCGUUGUACUUGGCACUCAACGACCGAAUAAUCUGGGUUCUAGCCCCAAGUUAAGAAACACUAAAGUAAGGUACGGCUACAUGACGACGGCUAAUAGGCCAAAAACGGUCACUCCGGUCUCUCUUGCAUUUACUGGCGCAUCUUAAAUGCAUACAUUAUUGGUCGCUAUUUGAUUGUCUGAGAGGAUAUUAGAUUGAGCCUUAAGGCGUGUCUCGUAACUUUGCAGAGGGAAAAUCUACCUGGGAAAGAAAUAUAGGUAUAUACGGCGCAUUGUGACCUGUAUGACGGUAGGUUUUAGAACUUCGCGUAGUGAAAUGUCACCUCCCACAAUAGAAAUCGAGAUUGACAUUUGCACCUUUGAAUAUAGUACCAAUGAAUGAGAAAAAAAGAACAUUUUGAAUGACCAGUGCAUUCAGACAGAAACUAUAAAUCAGCCCGCUUUUGUUGAAAAGCUUUUCAGGUUAAUUCCUAAUUAUCUAAAUAUACUAUCCGAGACGUAAAUGCACGAGCAGAAAACAUUGAUUUAGAACCAGUGACGAAAUACGAAAAGUAAGAAACGGUUUCGAACUGAACUUCCAUGAAUUACUUAUCUAAAACUCACAAGGCUUUGUUUCUACAUCUUACCCAUGCAUAUUCGUACCACCUUUUAGGAACUGAAAGCUAGGUGAUAGAAGAUCAAAUGAACUUCCAUGCACACACCAGUUGCGACAAUGUAAAAAGAACUAUUUGGAAGAUUACCUGACAUACGCAUUAGGCCAUUCAAGACCACCUGUGCGCGGAAUUCAGUAGGAUUGGGAUCGUAUUCCAGGUGACAGUGAGAACCUUACUGUCAGAAUAGAGGCGCAUUUGAAACACCGCUCCAGACAUUUCAAAAUAGAACUUUCAAAAAUGCAUGAAGCCCAUCGACCCCUCCCCCUGGAGGAGCGACCACAAGCCCCGCCCCUCCCCGUACAUAAAGCCCAUGUUCCGGCUCACUAAUGACAACACACUAGUCAAUAAUUUGCGAAAACAAAUGGACGGGUACAGCAGAGCCGGAGCGGUCAUUCUUGUUUUGUCUGCCAUCGUCAAUUCAGUCUGAAACAUGAAUUGAAGAAGGCCGCUUUCGAUGUCGGGAGUUACUUAUUUCGGCGAGGUUAAUGAGCUAAACCGACUACUCCAGUCUUUCUGUUACUGGUGGUUCACCUCUUGGUACUUAUUAGGUGCUCGUCCAACACCUGGACUUCACAACAAAUCCUCUUCCCUUCCCGACCAGGCCGAAUCUUUGAGCUUCAUCCUCGCGUUAUAUGAAAAGUAGCGAUUGUAAUUAGCCGAAAAAGAACCCGACACUGUAAUGACCCUUCUCGUUUCUAAUCUGUCCAAUAUUAUUAGAUUUAUCCAGUUCCUAAGGUCAUUGGUAGGGAUGAGAAGCUUGAAAAAAAAUCCCAAAAAAAGAAAUUAUCUACAACAGACAAUACACAGAUCGCCUAAAUGAUGGGUUAUAUAACCACUUCGAAAACGUUACGAUCCGUAAUCAUUUUCAGUGUAUGGGCGACGGGCAAUAGAUCGGCUAAAAGUCCAGGGUGAGCAAGGCAAACAUAUCCGUUCGAAAGUAGCAGUCAUACGAGUAUAUGACAUGAAAGUCACAGUGAGUUCGGGAAAGGCUGGUGCAUAGGCAGAUUUGUAUGGAGUACGAAGAAAAGUAGAAGAGGGAUCUGUCGCCCAAGUUUAUCAUGACCAGAUCCCGUAAAGGCUAUAUUUAAUGGUUUCUUUGACUAUUCAAAAAUCCAUGGACUUUGCCGUUGUUCGUAAGGACCUUUUCAGUCUUUCUGAUUCUGUUGCCUUAUUCGAGAGUUUGUUGUUCAGCAUUACAUUUUAAAAAAUUCACAUUUGUUGGAUUCUUCUUCAUAAAGCCGCCAAUAACUUAUAACAGAUUAAGGAGCAUUUCCGUACACUGUAUGAGGCUGACUUUAAUAUUUUUUAGAGGUGGAUUUCAUCAGUUUCCAGAGGACAUUUUCUACCCGGCGGCACGUUUUCUCGAGGUAAGACAGGUUAAAGAUUACCGUUUCUUUAUAAAAUUGUUUUCCGAAACUUUCUUAAAGAAAAAAUGGCUUAACACUGGUCGGAUUGACAAAAAGUGGCGUUAAUCCGUGGGUAGCGUUUUGUGACAAGAGAAAAAGAGGACGGAUAACGAGAAUGAAGCAAAAUUCACUGGUUUUGAGACCUGUCUUCAAGUCUCAUAAUCCGUUAUGUGGUUUUAAAAAGGGCGUUUCUGGCUUUUAUGUGACAAAAUAACCACUGAACUGCUUGAGUCAUGAAGCUGAGAUCUAUGGAACUGAGGGGGUGAGGAAGGGGACUAGUUAACACCGCCUGACUACCGAAGUAGUUUUAUGUUAAUAUCCUGAUGCGAAUGCUUGUGAUAUUUGCGCGUUAUUCCUCAUAUUUCCACGGUUUCCUCACAACGUCGAAGACGCGCUAUUCUUGUGUUUGUUGCGAUGUUAAAUGACGGCCCAGGAUGAAUAAUAUGACCACUCUUAACUAGGCGCUUUUUGACUGAGCUACGUAAAACUUCCUUUGCAACUCACACCUGCCCCGCUUUGGCGGGUAUUCGCUCUGCCGUGUCCCUUUUGUAUGCCCUUAAUUUGUUUACAUCCGCAACUGCAUUCGAACUCAUGAACAGGGUUAAAAUCAACGUGAUUAGGAAAGUUAAUCAUAAAAAGACCUGACUGGGAUGUUCAGUGUGCAGUCUACAACGCAUGGCGACCCCAUUGUACCGUGAUAUGGAGUUUUCGUUUGACUCUGUUGGACACGUUAUAACCUUUAACAUUCAGGAUGAUUACAACUCAUUUUCUUCGAAGAUAGAAGCUCUGUAGGCUGAAACCCGGGUGAUAUGUCGAAUGAACUUUUUCAACCAUGUCUCCUCACCUCUUUGCCUUCACAUGAUGAGUUAGCUACCUUUGGCCUGAGUGUAAAACUGUUCGUAAAUCUUUGCUGUGUUUUCACCUAUCACACAUCCCAUUCUGGAUGUUUAAGCAGCGAUUGUAAUGCUAAGUUUGCUUUAAAGCGUUGGUCCCCAAAUAUUUGUCAUUACACACUUGGUGUUUUAAGUAGCCUUUUGCACAAUAAAUCUACAUAGGCACAUUGAUGCCAAUUGUUUCUUUCCUUACACAUUUUCCUCGCUUUCAAAAGAUCUUCUAGCUGCACGUUCAAGUGAGCAGCGUUUUUCUUUUAAUGGAAAGGCGAGGCCCUAAGCACAAAAUAUACCCGUUGUGUAUAGGUGCGAUUCCGAUCUUGGUGAGGCUGUGAAAUUGUCCGCUAUCCCAACCGAUAACGAAUUAGAUCAAAAUCGUGGUUUUUUCGUCUGUUAUCCGCUAACCGCUGUGGAAAUAAGCCCAAAGCCCCCUAAGUAGCCUACUGAAAUAAAGAUAAAUCUCCAAACCCUAAGAGCGUUUGCGACGUCGACGGACCUCACUGCGUUUUGGAUAACUUUACUGCCCACGUACGAUCAGUCAAACAGAAGUGGGUUUCACAGCUCACGAGUAAAGGGUUACUAUGGCACAAUCUUGUUUCGCCUUGAAUUUCGAUCCUAGUUACUUACAGGCGGUGUUAUAACGAGCAGGGAAACUGCAAUGACCAUGCCCAGCUUCUCUCGUGUGUUCCGCAAACUGUAAUGCGUCCUCAAGCAAACACGAGGAUUUUUAGUUGAAUAAGUUUGUCGUUGACCAGUUUAGUCAAACGCUUGGUUCUUCUAGCAACGUGUCAACGCGCUGCAGCUUUGAACCGGGAAUAUUCAGUCGUACAUCAUUCCGUUCUCAAAUUAACACAGAUUGGUGAGGGCACUCUUGACUCUUCCAAUUACGAUCCAUAUGACAUGGCCUUGUGGCCUAAGUGGUAGAACUUCUGGUCCAAGUGUCAACAGACAGCUUACCUAGUUUCAGGUUUAAAGUUAUCCCACUUUGAGGUAUGUUAUGACAGAUUGGUGACGAAAAACAGACCUGAACGGGUCGUUCUGGUAUCUGUUAUCUUUGUCGGUAGAAUUUUUAGAUUAGCUUAGCGAGUUGCGCCUCUACCCGUCUAGCAAAUGUCGCCGUCCUAUGAACUGAGCCAGAAUGGGAUGGGUUGGGUCAUGACCCAAUCCGAGGGGCCCUUCGUCUUUUAUUUUUAACAUAACUUAUUAGCAAACUGAAGCGUUUUGCGACGCUGAUAGUGUAGGCACAAUCCUUGCGUGGAUCGGUUUGUAGAAGCAAUCGUAGACGUAAACAGUUUCCAGUUAUUUUUUUUCGCAUUCCCAACCGUUGAUUCCGCCGUCUAACUCUGUCCAUACGGCGUAACCAAAAGCCGCAAUGACAGUAAAUUACCCUGUCUACCCCGUCCUUCGAAAAAUAUCAGGAAGUAGUUUACUUACGCAAUUGUUUUUACGUAAUUAUCUAAGCAAGGAACGUACCCGCGCUAUCUGUACUGAAAAAGGUGCAGUCUUAAUGAGUAAAUAUGCUAAAGGUGGGAGGCGAAUAAUUCCAUGGACUAGGUCCUUAAUCCAUCUAUCCCACUUUGUCCCGACUAUUAGGAUGCAGACGUGUGCUACCAGGACAGGUGGCAUGUUGAUUCGCUAAUCAGGGUAAAAAUAUUGAAAUUUCACGAGUCUUACAAAGGUUCGCCUGUCCAUGGACACCACAUAAAAAUAGCCUUACGGUGGAUAUAUACUUCUUAUGAUGAAAACGCCGGCAACGGACCUGAUAUCCGAACCAAACUGCCUUACGAAUAGCACACACCUUACUGAUGCUGACUGGUAAUCGAUAUUUUUGUUUUACCAGGACAAUGUGGCGAACCGGGAUACACUUGAAGCCCUUCACUUCAGGCUGUACAAACUGGCCUCCAUUCUACGGAUCUUCCUCAUCACUCUAAUUUCCGUCGCCCUCCUUUCACUCCUUUGUCUAUUGGUGUACUGUCUCAUUCUGUUCGCAAAACAGGACUUUUCCGCCUCCACAGUGAUCUACCGCAUACGGACCAACUUGCACGAACACGAGGACAGCCCCGUUAAGUCUCUGGAUGAAAUUGUUAUCUAA